Lathyrus oleraceus (garden pea) is the source of this 444-nucleotide messenger RNA. RefSeq lists its product as uncharacterized. The transcript has a single exon. Bases 1 to 444 code for a protein of 147 amino acids. The record is from RefSeq and is a predicted model, not a curated record. NCBI's taxonomy places the organism in Eukaryota, Viridiplantae, Streptophyta, Magnoliopsida, Fabales, Fabaceae.
AUGACAAAGAAAGAGGAGAUGACAGAACCUCCAACAUUUCCACCAAAGAUGAAGGAUCUCGGAAAGUUAACCAUCACUUGCACCAUUGGUGGUUUGAAAAUCCCACAUGCUUUAUGUGACUUAGGGUCUAGCAUUAAUGUCAUGCCGCUAAACAAAUUUAAGGAAUUGAAGAUAGGAGAGAUCUUACCAAGCAACGUGACGCUCACUUUAGCUGAUUCGUCUGUUAUGCAUCUGCUCGGCAUUGUACAAGAUAUGUUAGUUCAUGUCGAUGGUUUGUCCUUCCAUGCAUAUUUUGUGAUAAUUGACAUGAAAGGAGAUUCGGGAGGGUCAGUUAUUCUCAGGCGCCCAUUCUUGGCAAUCGGGAAGGCAAAAAUAGACGUGGAGACAUGUGAACUUAUUUUGAAAUUCAACAAGGAGAAUGUGGUGUUUAACGCAAAUGAAUGA